This is a messenger RNA of Planococcus citri (citrus mealybug), 5969 nucleotides long. Its product is annotated as alpha-protein kinase 1-like. Gene Ontology annotation, cellular component: nuclear speck. The coding region runs from base 206 to 3058 and encodes 950 amino acids. Gene Ontology annotation, molecular function: transcription coactivator activity. Gene Ontology annotation, biological process: positive regulation of transcription by RNA polymerase II; Notch signaling pathway. The record is from RefSeq and is a predicted model, not a curated record. NCBI's taxonomy places the organism in Eukaryota, Metazoa, Arthropoda, Insecta, Hemiptera, Pseudococcidae. The transcript has 8 exons.
GUUAGUAGUGUUGGCGACCCUGCACGAAACAAUGGCGGUAGCGAGAUUUGUUUGAUAAUUUAGAGCUGAAAGUGUGUGCUAUGUUACGUGAUAAAUGAUUAUUCAUGACGAAUUUUGAUAAUCAUGAAGUUUUUAAUAGAAAAGUGUGUUAUUAAAUUGAUUUUUAAUAAAGAAUAUUUAACAAAGAGGCUAAAUUGCUAUCAGAAUGGCUGAAGUUUUACCUAGAAAACGCGCUGCGGAAAUUGAGCGAUUUCAGAAUCGGCUGUCGAAUUACAGCAAGCGCCAUACUCAAUGUGAGAAAAGAUUCGCCAAUACAUUCGAAGCUCUCGUCGAACAUGACAGCGGCCAGACGCAGUAUCUGCAGCAGAAAUUCUACCAAAAUAAAGAAAAACGAGGUGUUAAAAAGAAAUUAGAUUCGUCGAGUAAUACCGCUGCUUUGCAGCAGCAACAGCAACAACAACAACAACAGCAGCAGCAGCAGCAACAACAGCAAGAGCAACAUCGUAAAGAACAAAAAGAACAAAAAGAGCUGAAACAGUUACAAGAACAAUUGAAAGAGCAAAAAGAUCAAAAAGAGUACGCCGAUUUGAUCGAACUGCAACUAGCCAUCGAUAAAGAUUUACCUUCGUUCGAUUUAAAUGGCGACGCUAUGAGUGCUCUGAUAUCGGACACAUUUAUGUCGGAUAUCACUGACAUAAUGUCCGACACCAAAGAUAGUAAAGAUAAUAUAUUUUCUCAAAGCCAUCCUCAACCACCACCGCCGCAGCAACAGCAGCAGCAGCCGCCGCCGCCGUCGCCGCAACAACCACCAAAUCCAACCCCCGGGCAGCUGUUAGCCCACGACUCGCAUCACUCGCAUCCGCAUCAUCAUCACCAUGCGGCUCAACAACGCCCACCGCAACAUACCAAUCACCAAACGUCUUUCCACCAAACGCCGAUCAAACUGGAGGAUGUAGGCAAGCCGCCGAAUUCGCUGAAAACGCCGAACGUCAUGGCGAGUCAGCAGCAUUUACCGUUCCAUAUGCAGCAGCAGCCACCGCCGCAGCAGCCUCAUCAGCAUUUGCAUAAUGCCGGCGCGCAUAUCCAUCCUCAGCACCAGCCACCGAUGAUGAAUGCCAACAGUCCUAGUUUCGAUAAUUGUAAGACGCCGCGUAUGCCGUUCAAUAAUAGUAACUUCAACGCGGCCGCUCAAACGCUUAAGCAGAUGGCUGAACAGCAUAAUAAGCAGAAUCUCGACUGCAUUAAGCAAGAGGCUGUCUAUAGUAGUAAUUCUAAUUCGCCGAUAGGCUACAGUCCCGGUGCCAGCUCGAUACCGGAGAAAACGCAGCCUAGAACGCAACGUAAUACCACUCCUACCUUUAAGCAACAACCGUAUUCGCCGUACGAUAGUCCAAACCAUGGCAGUCCGCAAUAUCCUCCUAGGUGUGGACCUGGCGCUGGUCCUAGUCCCGUAUCUCCUAAAACGCCAACCGCCACCAAUGUACAAAUGAAGCAGACUCAGCAAGUACACAUGACGCAGACUACCGCACAGCAAAUACAGGUAUCAAUGGCUCAACAAAACGUACCGAACGAUAUGAACGCUGCAUCGGCAUCGAUGGCCAGCCAUCAAGGAAUAUAUUUCGUCAAUCAAAAUACGCCUAAUUGUAACGUUAAAUUAGAACCAAAUCAAAAUUUCAUAAAUAUCUCGCAACAGCAGCAGCAGCAACAACAACAUCAACAGCAACAACAAAAUAUCAAUUUCAAUCAGCAACAACAACAGCAGCAACAGCAAAUUAGGCAUCACAAUGCAUCGACGUCUACGAAUAACGCUGCUCAUCACAGCACCGAUGGUCCUAUAGGGGACCAGCAUAAGCUUACGCCACAACAGCUGCAGCAUCAACAUCAUUUAAUGAGAGCUCAGCAGGUUUCGAUGGCCCAAAAUGCACCCACCGAUAUAAACCCGUCAUCCGUGUCAGUUGCCGCCCAACAAGGGAUGUAUUUCGCCAAUCAGGCCAAUACCUGUAAUGUGAAAAUGGAACCGAAUCAAAAUUUCAUCAACGUUUCGCAAACCAUCAACAUCAAUUUCAACCAGCAGCAGAGUAGGCAUCAUGUGGCUACGUCAACGGCAGCUACCUCCUUACAUGAAAGUCAGCUUAGUGAACAACAACAUAAAAUGUCCCAGCAACAGAUGAUGUUGAUGAGGCAGCAGAUGUGUAAACAACAACAACAACACCAACAACAGCAACAAUACCAACAACAACAACAGCAUCUGCAGCAGCAGCAACAACAACAAGCGCAGCAAAAAUCCCAACAGCAAUCUCACCACGUAGUUCAAUUGCAACAGCAACACCAACAACAUCCAGCUCAACAUGCUCAACAGCAGCAUCACCAACAGCAAUCGCAUCACCAGCAACAACAAGCGCAGCAGCAACAGUUGAGAUUGCAGCAAAUGCCGCAGCAGAAAAAUCUGCAGAAUAUGAUAAGGCCUCCUCCUCCAGAAUACAGUAUCAAUGGUAGACAAACCAGCGGUCAGUUUCAAGGUAUUCCUUGUAAUAUGCCGCAAAGGCUACCUCAACAGAAUACUUUUCCUGGAAAUGUUCCUUUGCAUAAUAACGCGAUGAAUAUGAUGCCUGGCCAUGUGCAACAGAUGCCUAUUAGAUCUUUACCAAAUCCUAAACAACAGAAACCAACGAUGAAUAUGCAGCAUUCGAAUUACCCUAUGUCCCUCAAUUUGCCAAUGUCGCAUGCUAUGAAUAACCCAGCUGCCAAUAACGUCUCAGCACUAGCCAACCAAACGUACAAUCCUCAAGCUCAGCAGCAACAGCAGCAGCAAUCUCGUCCAACCAAUGCCAACAUGCCAUUAGCCAAUACCAUGUCUCAUAUGCCAAAUACCAUGACAAACCUACAUCACAAUCCGCAUCGAAGUCAAGAGAUUCCAUCCGCCAUGCAGAACACCAACGUCAACAGUAUGAGCAGUCUAAGCACCAACACCGUCAUCGAAGAUUUCAAUUUGGAUUUCCUCGAGCAGCAAUUCGGCGCUAACGAACUAAUGAAUUUCAAUAUCAACGGAUUAAUGUAAUAACUAAUAAUGAGAAUGUGUGAUCGUAAUCAACGACCGGUGGACCGGUGUACAUAUUUAUCGUGCAAACUGGCCAUACGUAUAGCCCCCGAAAGUUUCAUUUGAAUAUUCGUGCGAUAGGUAUUGUACGUGUUAUUGCUCUCUUUCUUUCUCUCUCUUUGUAUAUUUUUUUUGGAUGAUCGAACCCGUUAACCCCGAAUUCGCAAUCACGGAUCAGCGAACGGUAUUAGUGUUUUUAGAGAAUUUAAAUGACGUCAAGGGUGAAAUGUAGGAAAAUUAUUGCAAUGGGCGAAUUUUGUUGAUAAAUUGGUAUGUUGAAUGGAAUCGUGAUACUCGUCGUCGUCGACUCGUUUGAAUUUUCCGCUAUUUAAAUUGAAUACUCUGGUAAUGUCAUGACACGUUACCGUUUUCCGAUUUAAAAAAGCAUUGGGAAGUAGUGAGUUGUGGUUGUCUUUUUGAAUUGACUGGACGAUAGAUGAUAAAUAUUACCUAAGCUUCCUAUUACGGUAAUUUUUUUGUCAAUAAAACAAGAAGAUAAAAUUGUAACUUGAAUUAACGUUGCCAAAAAAAAUUAAAAUGACCAGCUUUGGAUGAAAAAAAUCAAACUAGUGUGAUUUAUGGAAAUAUUUUCGAAAUUACGUCAAAAAUCAAUUAGGACUACAUUUUCCUUAAAAAGAUUGGUUUUUCGUCAUUACAAGCUUAAAAAUGUUACAGAAAUAUCUCAAAUAUUGUCCUUCUUUCCUAAAUUAAAAAAUCGAAAAUGAAAAAGUGAUGAAAAUUUGAGUACCUACUCAAUCAGUUCUUGGAUUUCAAUUUUUUGGUUUUUCGAUAUUUUUUGAUUCGGCCAUCUGAGAUUCAUUUCUUCCCUGUUUCCUUAUUUUUCGAUCAAGAAUCUACCCAAAUUUGUAUUUAGCUAGGUCAGAUCAUGUAAAAUUUGUAGAAUCAUGAAAACUGUUCAUCUCAAAAAACGUAAUUUUGAUCACUCGAAUGUAUGUACUUCCAAAAACCUGUGAUAAAUUUUUUAAAUCAGUUUCCAACCAGAGAACGCCCCUUCCUAAUGGACUCUUAAAAUCUUCUCAAGCUUAUGCAUACCUAUGAAUCUGAAGAAAUUUAUCGUAUUUUCCUCAAACAUCUCUUCUUUAUCGAGCUAAAUCCAUUGAGAACUUGGACGAGCGAAAAAUUUGAAAUUUUCCUCGCAAGUUUUUAAAUUCCAGCAGCUCGAGAAUAACAUCUGUGAUAAUUUUAUUUCAUUUUUUUCUGAAAAAAGUUGAACUUUCGAAUAAAAGUUCAUUAAAAAAAAAAUCAUUUGCAGAAAUAAACAGAGAAGUGCAUUUUUUUCCAAUCAGUCGAGUUGAAAUGAUAAAUUUUGAAAAUUUGUUAAAAAGAGAAGUAACCUUGAACCAAGGAGAUCUAAAACAUUGAGAACCUACCAGACUAGAUCUUCUGUAUCGUUGUGUCAAUUCAAAAUUGUACUUUUAUCUAUUUCACCUUCCUAAGUAGCUUUUAUUACGAAAGACAAUCGAAAUGAAAAAAACUCAAAUAGCUAUUCAAACCGACGACGAGUUUAUCUUAAUGGCCCAUUUCGUGACUGAAUUUUGAGAAAUUCCACCUAAUCCAAAUAUCGGCUCAGUAUUGUAACUUUUCCAUUUUAAAAUUACAUGUAUCGGGUGAUUUUAAAUUGGAAUUGUAGGUAAUUCGCUGGAAAAAAAAUCACAUCAAAUUGUGCAAGGCAUUUCAAGGGUACAGGUUUGCAAUUCUAUGUUACCGUAAUUGUUCGAAUUGACAGUGAUACCAAUUAUUGUUUUAGCACUAUCGAACAAUUAACCAAUGAAAAUGUACUUUUGUUUCAUCAUGUUGACGGAUUUGUUUACUGAGAGAGUAUGAAAAUAAUAUGAAACUAUGUAAGAAUAAUUGAAACGAGCAAAUCGGACUCGAAAUUUUACACAAUGACGUAUGUAAUCUCAUGAUUAGUUUUUAUAGUGUAGAGUUUUUUUUUCCAUUUUAAAAUGUUUGUAAUCUCGUUUUUAUUUUUGUUAUAUUUUGUAAUUUUUAUAACGUUAUAUGAUCUCAGUACAAAGUAGUUUUACUUUUUCUUUUAUUUUCUUUCUUUUCUUUUUUUUUAAGUAUACGUAGUUCAAUUUUCUUUCUUCUUCUCUCUUUUUUUCCUAAAUUAAUUUUUAUUUAUAACAUGCCUUUCUUUUUUCUCUUUUUUCGUAGUGUAAAUACGAUAGAUUUUUAUGUAAAUAAUGCUUUUUUUAGAAAUACCAGUAUUUUAAAGCACUUUUUACGAAAGCAAAAAAAUUCGUUUAUACCUCGAGGGCAUUACGAAUACGGUGGUAUUUUCAUUGAACAUGAAUCGAUUUGAAAAUAAUGCUUUUUAAUGUGUUCGUCCAAAAAAAAUUUUUUUUGGAGAUAAUGUAUAAUUUUAAAACACGUCGUGUACGCCUUACCAUUUUUUUUAUAUAAGCUCUCGCCAAGCUACGUAACAAAAUGUUUAUUUUUUUUUCUUUAGUGAAGUAGUGAAUAGCAAUAAAAUCAAAUUAAUUUUAGGUACCCGUCGAGUUACUUGUGUUUUACAAACCAACAGUAUAGCAACAAUGAUACGUAAAGGCAAUGCAUAUUUGAUAUAAAUUUUGUUUUUUCAAUAAUUUUUAUUUUAUACGACGAACAUAGCGGUUUUUUUCCUUUGUAAAACGUGAUCAAAUCAAAAUUUAUGUUAGUGAAGCGAAUGGUGCGACGAGCAUGGGUUGAUUUGUAAUGUAGAAAAACCCACAGGCGAAUUCGUCGCGCCAUUUUUUUGCGAUAUUCAAUUCAUCAUGUGAAAAGUUGUCAUGUUUUAUUAAUUUUAUAUGUUAAUCUGUACUUAUAAAAUAUGAAGUAUACUUGUAUAAUAAAGUGAUUUUUAUUUUAA